This is a messenger RNA of Sphaeramia orbicularis (orbiculate cardinalfish), 5115 nucleotides long. It is a transcript of the gene fam131bb, whose product is annotated as family with sequence similarity 131 member Bb. Bases 176 to 1546 code for a protein of 456 amino acids. Lineage: Eukaryota; Metazoa; Chordata; Actinopteri; Kurtiformes; Apogonidae. The transcript has 9 exons. The record is from RefSeq and is a predicted model, not a curated record.
GACUGAGAGUGAUCGAGCAAGCGCAGGAGAGAGAGAGAGAAAAAGGGAGAGCACAGGAGAGCAAGAAAAAGAAGCAAUAGCAGAGAGAAAGAGAGAGUCGCAGGAGGAAGAGGGAGAAUGCACGGUGUCUGGGUAACACUUCCACGUUUGUAUCCAGGGCCUUUGUGAAUACACCAUGGGAUGCAUCGGCUCUAGGAGACUGACGGCAGAUGGCGUGCCAGUCCAGAAGGAUGGGGAGCAGCAUGGACGUUCAGAAUUUUCAUGGGAAGGAAUCAAUCUGUCUAUGGAAGACACCACGUCAAUCCUGCCUCGGCUGAAGAGGAACUCAAACGCCUAUGGCAUUGGAGCAUUGGCUAAGUCUUCUCUGUCAGGUGUGUCAGGAGUCACCCGUUCCAUGAAGGAGAGAGUAACCAAGCCCACAGCUAUGGCCCAGGGUCGCGUCGCUCACAUGAUUGAAUGGCAAAACUGGGGCAUGCAGACAGUGGGUGCAGGGAGCCUCGCCCAGUCCCGCAUCAGCACCCAGGAAAGGGAAAAGGAGCGGCGGCUGGAGAAUGACGCCUACAGUGACCUCAGUGACGGAGAGAAGGAGGCCCGUUUUGCUGCAGGUAUCCUGCAACAGUUUGCAAUUUCAGAGGCGACGCUACUGGCCUGGUCAUCAAUGGAUGGGGAGAGCCCACGGUCGGGAUCCAACCAGGGCAGCGUGGCUCAUCUAAGUGAAGUUAAUCAAGAGAGCAUCACCAGUCGAGAUCAGAUAUUGCACCACUCCUCAGCAGAGGUGUGGCCUCACACAUAUGUCUCGCAGGGCCACUACUGCCUCUCCUCCUCUGAUGCCUGGGAGCCGAUCAACACAGAUCCCUCCGGUGUGGCGUCUCCCCCUGCUGGCUCCUACAUGAUGGGGCCUGAUGGGUACGACGGGCAGGCAGCAGCUCACUUCCUGUCACAGCAGCAGCAGCAGCAGCAGUUCAACCUCCAGCAGCAGAGUCAACUACAACAGCUGCAGCAGAUCCAACAGAUCCAGCACUACCAGCAACAGCAGCUCCUGCAGUAUCAGCAACAGCAGUCUCUGGAGCACAGGCUGCACAGUGCCAACCACUCUUUGCAAGCGACGCCCAACAGCACCAUCCACAGCCUGGUCCAUCAAGUCCACCCUCCAUUGGUCGACUUGUGGAAUACGGGGCAGAUCGAGGCCUACCAGGCAGAGGCUGGGGGCUUCAUGGGGGUAGCGGCAGUGGUGGAGCCGAGUCUCUGUGUUCCAUCUGGAGAUGAGAUGGUAGGAAAUGAACAUUCCCCACUACUGGAACAACAAGAGGAAGAGGAGGAGAUCAAGGAAGAAGAGGUGACACUGUGCAUGGAGCCAGAGGCAGCCACGUUGACUCCGCCCACACAACAAGGGGAUGCCUCCGGUGGCAGUAGUCCAGGGCAACCACCGGCAGAGCCAAUCACGGAGCGCAAGGCCUCCGAUGUCACCUCCGGCCUUGUUCAGACUCUAGAGGAGAAGGAAGAGGAGGAGGAGGAGGGGCCAAUGGCUUCCAUGGCAACCAACUGAGUUACUGUCUAGAGACUCCUUGUUAUAAACUGACCACGGAGGCAGGACGGAAAGAGCGUAAUAAUACAAUAUAUAUCUAUUAAUCUGUUCCUUUUCAGGUAUCAAAAACUAAAUUCUGUGGUUGCAAGAUGAAUUCUUCAGAAUGGUAUGAAACAGAUUUGAAAGUGGACUCUGACACAAGAGAAAGGAGACAAGAGCUGAUGCAACAAAGGACACCUAUUUCUUUGUAAGCCUUACAUCCCAAAGGUAAAUCAAGAGAGGAGUGAAGAUGGAGAAAUGAAAGAGAGGACUACACUGAGGACAAGGAGGGGGUGGAGGAGGAGGAGGAAAAGGAGGAGGAAGAGGAGGAGGAGGAGGAGGAGGAGGAGGAGGAGGAGGAAGGGCACCAACUGACAGUGACAUUUCCAUCGUGGAAAUGAAACCAUACUGAGAUCAAGAGGAGGGGAAAUGGAAACAUGCAUGCUUUUUAUGAAGACAAGAAACCCGACCCUGUCAUCGUCUUAAAUGAUAACAAAAUCUACUAUAAUAGAUCAUUAUAAUAAGAAUAAUUUUGUAAUAAAGCAAAAAGCAAACAAAAGAAAAAUCAAUGUAUAAGUGUAUAAUAAGAUUUAACCGUUUUCCUAAGGGAGAACUACUCUGUUUACAGCUGUUACUAAACAUAUUAGCUAGUGUUUAAUCAAAUUAAUUUCCCUGUUACAUUGAACACACACAGUCAACAGCGGGGCCCCAAACCACUUCAAAUGUAAUUAAAGUAGGCUCAGAAAAUGUCAGCAUUUCAGUGAAAUGCAGUUAAACCCUUGAGAAUAAAUUCUUGUAUAAUGUGGCACCAGGAUGCCUGAGGCACAACCCAGGGACAGGCCUGUCCUGCUGACUGCACACACUAAACACUGCACAGAUAAGGAUUGUACUGUAAGAUAGUGUGCUUCCUACUCUGUCUCUCUGUAUGCAUGUUUCUUCAGCGUACUAUGGAGUACCUGUACUAUACAGCACUGUAUAGACUUUGCACUGAACCAUAGUAUCCCAGGUGGGGCCACAGUGGGCCUGUGUUGGUCAUGAGUGGAAAGUUUCGUGGCGUGAAUGACGGAGAAUUUAAGACAGAGCUGCAUAAGCAAAUCUCUUUUGCACUGAUGCAAUCCAACAGAUCAGAGGUUGCCUUUGGACUGUUGACGUUACCCAUUUCUCACUCUGAAAGCUUUUAGCACCACCGACAACCAAAACCGAGCCACUUAACAACAUGAACCCUCAGCUGCUUUUUCCAUAGACAUAGUUGCGAUAAAUUGAGGAUGAUAACCACUAUUUGAAUGUACUGGAAGACAGAUGGCAGUACAUGAUCCAAGGCUGUUUGCAACCACAACAUUGUUUUUGAAGUCUCCUCGCGGUCGACACAGGAGUAAGUCAAAAGCGUUGUUCAGACACAAUGAUAAACAAAGGGAUUCUUUCAAAUGUGUGGGUGGGAGCUGUUUAAAAUGCAUACAGAUUCACUGCUGGCUCACCUACAUCAACACAACACACAAACACACACUCACACACACACACACACACACACACAGAAAACACAUCAAUAUCUAAAUUGUAACCAGCAAUAGGCAGGCAAAACACUGGCUUCGCAACAGACCAGUGUCAGCUCUGUCGCAUAGAUGUAAAUACUCUGAAUAUAUUAAAAAAUCGCCUCUCACUUACAUCACAACUGUUCUAGUACAGUAUGAUUUGUUUAUUUUUUUACACCUAAGUACCACUUCAGUUUGGGAUUGCGCUCAAGAUCACAAUCUAAGCCUGAUACAAUGACAAGCAAAGAACAAAACAGAGGAAUGUUGAUGUUGUAAAUAGGGUGAUUACCCAGCAAAUCCAUCAGUGACACUGAGUACAGACAGUUUAGGUUUUGCGGGGACGUUUGCAGCCCGUGUGCAGCUCAAUCAGCCAGUCAGGGAACAGAACAGAAGACUAGAACUGAAAAGUAGAUCGGUGUCUUCCUGCUCAUUGUGAUUACUGUGAAGCAGCUGCCUGGAGUGUGAUAGUGAUGUCUGAGAAAGCAUGUUUUCAUUUUUUUGUUUUGGUUUUUCUUGGUUCUUUUCUUUCGCCUGAGGAAUGAUGGGUGUUUUCCAGCGAGGAGGGGAGUUAAAAACAGUAACAGUAAGGUGGACUUUAUGUGCAUGACUCACUGAAGAAUAUACAACCACUGUUUCCAUCUUUUCUCUGUUGGGGAGCACCUUCUCCUCUCACUUUGAUGAUUGUGUGAGAAACUUUUAAGAUAAAAAAACAGUUUAUUGACUUGAAUGAAUUUAUUUAUUAAUUGCUUCUUUAUGCAAUGUUGGGACAAUGUUUAUUUUUCUACUGACUUGUUGAAAUCCCUUCCAGUAUAAGUUAGAAUAGGUGCCAGGCUUGUAAAGCACUCUUGUUUGUCCUGGUUUUGAGCACUUUACACAAAAAAAUAAUAAGUUAUUUAAAGAUUAACAAAGGAAACUUCAAGAGCUGAUGUAUGACAUCUGGCAGAUCAUCUAAGAGGGCUCAAAACUGCAAACAGAAUGUCUUUACACGAUGGCAAAUAUUCAUUUAUUUAUUGACAAUUACUUGGUGGGGAGGAAAAAUGUGACAGCUUGUACAGAGUUUAUUAUUUCUAUGUAGGUACCAACCCUUCUGGGAGCAGUAUCUUCUUCUUGUCACCUUAAAGAUUAAUGUCAAUCUGUUUAUAUUUACUGAUGACACAUGAUUAUUUGGGCUCGACCGUUUGGGCUCAAAAAGACUUGAUAAGGAACCACAUCUAGGCUUGAUGAAACCAGAAAAGACACUGCUUCAAUUUGGGUUCUUUUGUUGCUUUUUUUUUUUUUUUGAUCAAAAAUCGUAAUGAAUGAAUAAACUAAUAACAAGAAGCCAAAUAUAUUUCUGUGGAUGUUAAGGUUUACGGAUCAUGUCUUUAUUAACUGACUGAUUUGCAGUUAAGUUCCUGUUUUUGUAUAAUUCUACUGCCAUCAUCCAAAAGUUACAGUAACUUGUCUGCAGGCAUGAUGCUCAAUCUGCUUCUGGUUCUCUGCCUUUCUCCUUCUCUUUCUAUCUCUUUGUACCUGUUCUGUAUAUUUGUGUCUGUCUGUUUGUCUGUCUGUCAGUGUACAGUAGUUGUCUGCGGUCUUGUUGGAAGAAUCACUGCCUGGGGAAAAAAAAAAAGAAAAAUACCCAAAAAAAAAUUUAACCAAAGGGGAUUUAAGGCAAUCAGACAUGUAACAUGGAUAUAAUUGGGUCAUGUGACUAAAUGCUGUAUAAAACGCUGUAUAAAUUGGGUGGCUUUUGUAAAAGUCUGUAUAAAAUUGGAUUAGUUGUCUGAAAUGAGGCAGUGUGGCUGGUGAUUCCAGUGCACACUCGUAACACUCACACCUAUGCAUGCUUGUUGGACGGCUGUCACAGGAUGGUUCUUCCACGUGGUUCCCUCGCUCCUCUUCUGUCAACAACUCUCUGUUUCUUCCUGUUUCUCUUCCUUUCCCCUCUUUUUCCUGCAUGACAGAACCUCCUUUACCUGUCCUCCCUUUCUUCUUUUCCUCCGGUGGAGAAAGAGCAAAUAAACAAACCAACAAAUGGCA